UACUACAAAUCAUGUGCCUGUUACAAUCAUGGUUUUGAACAUACAAAACAUAAAAUGCAUUGUGACAUUGUUGUAAAAACUGAUGAAAUAUAAUGUUUAUCAAGGUAUUGUAAAAAAUCUGAUAAAUGUAAAAAAAUAUUUUAGAGGUAAAGAUUUGUAUGCAAGUUUUUGAUAUAUUCACAAUGAAUGAAUCAAACAAGUUCUAUAAAAAGGUUCAAAUGUACCUUAUGAAAAAAAAUCAAGAAUGUGGAGAAUUAAAAUUAUUCACUUCUUGUGUCACGUCUGAAAACAUUAAUCAUAUUGAUGACAUAUGUAAAUCUAUUACUGAAAUAUUUGAAUCUAACAACAUACCUACAAAGGAGAAAACUACAAUAAAUGAUGAACAAUGUGUAGAAUCAUAUAAAUAUUUAUUAUUGAACACAGAUUUUAAGAACCAAGAACGUUUAACAGAAGAUAUUAUUUAUGGACAUUUAGUUGAUAUGUGUCCACCUUUAUCUCCAUUCUUAUUCGUGCAAAUAAUGUGGAAUCUUGAAUAUGAAAAGAUUUUAAUUGAAUCUUUAUUAUAUGUACCGUUUGAUUUAUGUACAGAAAUACUAAAAAUAAUUACAAAAUAUAUAGACAAAUUACCUUUUCAAAGAUCAAUUAAAAUAAUGUAUCGCUUGGUACUCAUUAUAUAUACCAAAUUUCUUCAAUUAAAAGAAACUGGUAUACAAUCUGUAAAUGUUGAAGAGAGCAUACAAGAUUUGUUGAUUAACUUUGAAGAAUUCUUAUUAGUAUUAACAAACUCAAAAUUGUCUUACUUAACAGAAUUGUCAGGUUUAAAAAAAUAUGAACGAUAUGGUAUUAUGUUGAAAAAAUUAAUUUGCACAAUAAGAAAAUGUUUAGAGAACAAAACUGAUGAAAUUAUCUGUAAAGAUCUUGAAAAAUUAUAUCAGAUUACAUUCGGGAAAGAACCAUUUGUGAAGUGUGAAAAUAUUAUUGUAGAAAACACUAUGUCAACAUUAAACAAACAACUAGUAAGUAUAUUAUUGAAUAAAAUCAAAGAAAUUGACUGCAAUAUUUAUUUGAAUUGGGCAGAAUUGGAUGAUGAGGAAAAUACCAUGAUUUCAUUACAAAGAUCUAUUGGAAUUGAGUGUUAUUACUUUAUAGAAUUUAUAAAGAAUGAUGGACAGUUAUCACAGGAUACUCAUUUAAUAGAGUGUUUGCAACAGUUGUCAUCAAAACCAGAUCCUAAGCAGUCAAACUUUGUUUUAAAUUUACAAGAACUUUGUUCUGCUAUAUCUGAUGGUAAGAAGGAAUGUAUGAAAGAAUUAUUAUGCCGGUACAAAGAAUGGGAUCGCUCAGUGCUUGAGUUUGUCUAUGACAAUAGCUCUUUACUAGAUAAAAAAGAUUUCCUAACUCUGUUAGAAUACCUCACUUUUGUACUUUCACAAUCAACUGAAGAAAAUUUGAAAGAAUUCAGUUAUACCUUAGUCACAAAAUUAGUGGCACUUCAAAGUGUACCAGAUAUUUAUGAAAUUGUAGUCAUGUAUGUAACAAAAUAUGAUGGCAAAAAUAAUCUGGAAUCUUCACAUACAGAAGAAGUAUUUAAUGACUUCAUAACACGUAAUGCAAAUUUACAAACACCAAUGGUCUUAAAAACUGUUUUAUUAUUUCUCUUAAAAAAUCCCAGAACUGUGUUGACUAUACUUGUGAAGAUUACAAUUGGUCAUCCACAAUAUGAAAACAUCAUGAUUUCUGUUAGGGAUUUACUUCUACUGUCGCCCUUUAUGCAAAUAAGGGAAGACAAUGGUCAGCUAUUCUUAAUAAACAUCUUAAAAACCAUUUGUAUAGAAAAUUCACAAUGGAAUGCAAAAAAGUUCAUGGAUUUUAUACAAAUUACAUUAGACAGUUCUAUAUUUACGAUACAUGACUUGAUGAACAGUGUCUUUAUACCAUAUUUAAAAGAAGAUAUUUUUAAUGCAUCAAACAUAAAUUCUAUUCUUAAUAGUAUUCGCAAACUACAAGUUAGAUGUACCAAAGAUACAAAUACUAAGGAUUUAAUAAUAGCUCUUGCAGGGAAAAUGUCUUUUCUAAGAAAAAAUUUAAGUGUUCCAAAGUACAUAAGCAGUGAAAUAUUUGUACAGAUUACAAGAAUAUUGGAAUAUUUCUUAAAGAUUAAAAGCUACAAAAUUCCUCUGUCAAUGAAAAAAGAAAUAAUUAAUCAAAUUGAACAUGUCAUUGAACCAAUAGAUAAAUUAUAUUUUUCAUCUCUUUGGUAUUUAACUCAAAAAGGUGUUAGUGUCAUUGAUAUAGUAGAAGAUUAUGAAAGGCGUUGUUUCACUAUAUUAAAUAGAUUAAAAAAAGAUGUCCAAACUUCAAAGAGAUUACGAAAUUAUUUAUCAGAUUUAAACCUAGUAAGAGAAGACUUUUUACGCCAUUUGAUUCUUCGCUCAAUGGAAGGAGAGUAUCAGAGAUUGGGCUCAGAACUUACAAUAAUAUAUUGGUUCGCUUUUGGAUGGAACAAUGAAACUGAAGCAUAUGAUCACUUUCUACGUUUAACAGUUGAGGCAUGUUGUUUAGUUCUGAAGUAUCCAUCAAUUGGAGAAAAAGAUUUAUUUGCAUUUUUAAUCAAGUCUUUAGCACAUUUUUGCAGAAUGUUUAUAUCGCUUGAAGAACUUGAAGAUAAAGAACACAUAUAUAAAUCAAUUGUUAAGAAUGUAGAUCAGCUCAAUGAAAGUAUAAAACAUAGUCCUUAUGCAGAUUUAUUCAAAGAUUAUUUUACUUGUUUAUGCAAUCACACAGGGGAUGAUUAUUUACAAUAUUUGCAAGAUGUUUUAAAUUUUUUUCAACACUUCAGUGAUCAAUGUCUUGAAUACAAUCAUAAAUGUAAUGAAGAAACUACCAGCAUACCUCAUUCUAUAAAAGUUUCUCAUUUUUAUGUAACUUAUGAAGUAAUUUCUGCUUGCCUGAAAGUACCUGCAACAGAAGCCUGUGAUUGUAUCACAAGGUUGAACGAGUUACUUGCUUCCAAUUAAAUUCAUAAUCUUUAAGGGAUGCAUUUAAGUGACUUUAAAUAAUGAGUUAAAGGUAAAAAUAUUGUUAUUCUUUUUUUAAGUUUAAUCUACAAAUCUCAAAUGUAGAUUAUAUUAUAUAUUAUUAAGUGAUAUUGGCUCAUUCUUUUCUUAUUUAAUUUAUGUAAAUUUAUGAAGUCAUUAAAUAGAAAUCUAAUAGAACAAGAUCUCUGAUAUUAAUGUAGUUUGAUAUUUGUGUGUAAAAACUUAUUAGAUUUAUUCAGUUUUGAUAAAACUAAUACAAUUUUUAUAUGCUUGUAAAUUAGAUAUGUACUUACCAUUAGUAAUACAAUAUGACAUUAUAUAAAUACAAUGAAGUAUUUUCUUUUUUCUUUAUAAGAAAACUUUUCUCUAGUUACAACGAAAUAGUUUAGUUUAUAAUUGAUAGUUCAGUACAGCUUUUACUUUUCAUGUUUUCAGAGUUUCAGGAAAUUUAUUUUACUUACUAUUACAUUGUAGAGGAUUAUUCAGUUAGUACCAAAAUUAUUAUUUGUUUUUAUUCUAUAUUAUAUUUGUGCGAUAUUUCCAAAAUGCCAUUACAAUGGUUAGUAAUAAAAAAAUGUGAAAAAUUGCAUACAAAGAAAAAAUGUGCACCAGUAUUGAGACUGGAAGAAAUCAAAUGGGUAGCUUUCAUAGGAUAAUCUCAAUGCUUUCAUGGAAAAAAUUAAGCUUAAUAAUAUUGAAAAGAAAAAUUCAUUUCUGUAUCAGCCUAUUGUCUUUAAAAAUUUAAAUGUAUUAUGCAUUAUUAUCGUCAAACACUUACUCAGACAAAUUUUCAAGUACACUUCAAAAACAAUUGCAGUAUUAAAUUGAACUAGACAAUAGGAUAAUACAGUUCAUAUAUUCUAAUAGCAAAGAAGUUGCUUUCUAAAUCUGCACCAUACAUUUUUCCAUGUCAUUGAGUUACAAGAUUUCUGUAGUGACUAGAUUCUUAUGCUGGUAAUUUAUGCUGAAAUACACUGGACAAAUAAAAGUUGACAUUCCAUAAACUAUAUUAUUACAUUAUUAAGUUCUGAACAUAUUCGAAUCUCCUCGACUCACCAAAAUGAAACAUACAAAUUUUACUAUAUACUUUAGUUUACUUUUACUUGCAUUAAAAAGGAAAAAAUACAACUGACUUGUGCUUACAUCCUCUUUCUUUAUUGUUGGUGAAAAAUAAUGCAUGCUUUCCUGUUUCAUGUACUUCCAUUUAGAAGCAAGCAAAAAAUAAACCAGACAAGAAGUUAAUAUUACCAGCAAAUAACAAUUUUCAUAGAUAGUAUCGUUUACAAGUGUCUUGAGCAUCCAUUCCUUGUCUACCCAAGUGAUUAAUUUAACGCAGUCAAUUUAAAUCAGAACAAUGAAUCGAACGCGAAAAAAAUAGAAAAUGGUAAAACGAAGAAACAUACAUAUUUCAUGAACGUCGCAUGUCAAUGAAAUGCACAUUUUUUACUGUAAGCCAUUCAUUGUUGUCCUUUUUCAAAUGUCAGAUCGGUAUUCCUUUUUUUAUCCUUUUUCAUUAAUAUUAAUCAAUAUCAUCAUUAUCAUAUAAUUCGACGCUAUAAUAUUUACAGAUUCUUCACAUUGUAAAAAAUAUAACGUAUUUCGUACUCAAUAUCAUACGCAGGUAGUACUGAAAGGCCGAUAUACAUCUAAAUCGUGGUGUUUCUCGAAUUAAUGUGACCCAGUUACGUAACAAAUCUGCAUGUAUACAUAUAUAUUGUAUGUAUAUAUAUAUAUAUUUAUUUAUUUAUAUUUAUAUUUAUAUAUUUAUAUUUAUUCAUUCAUUCAUUCAUUUAUUUAUAUCUAAUUAUAAAAUCGUAUGCGAAUCGUUUUGUAGGUGGUGAAUUCUUGUGCUUCCUUUUUUUCCUAAAAAUUUUCUGAACAAAUCAGACAAAUCUGCUGGCCGAAACAAGGAAAGGAAACGAAACGAAUCUGGUCCUUGAUAAUUGAUAUGCUCACUCAGACGAAGCUCGAUUUUUUUUUUAACGCUUGAUAGCUUUCUAAGUAAAGAUCAGUUUGAUAUUUAUUUUUUUUGUCUAUUCUUGUACAAAAGUUUUCAGCGUAUUCUUUAGAAAAAUAUUCUUAAAACACGAUCUCACGUCGGACAAAUGUAUGCAUGUUUAGAAGCGAUACAAAUAUAGAAAACAUUUUUUUUUUUUCUUUUUUGACUUAUUUCGUGCAACGGUGUAUACUACUUAGGAAGCUAUCCGCUGACAGGCAAU
Molecule: messenger RNA, 5257 nt
Organism: Megachile rotundata (alfalfa leafcutting bee)
Lineage: Eukaryota; Metazoa; Arthropoda; Insecta; Hymenoptera; Megachilidae
Source: RefSeq, a predicted model, not a curated record